Messenger RNA from Tauraco erythrolophus (red-crested turaco), 438 nucleotides. The record is from RefSeq and is a predicted model, not a curated record. Lineage: Eukaryota; Metazoa; Chordata; Aves; Musophagiformes; Musophagidae.
CCUUCUCAGAUGGGCGUGUGCAUUUCCACAGACAUCCUCAUUGUGAAGCUGCGGAAGGGCCAGGAGCUGAGGCUGCGAGCCUAUGCCAAGAAGGGCUUUGGCAAGGAGCACGCCAAGUGGAACCCCACGGCAGGCGUGGCGUUCGAGUACGACCCGGACAACGCGCUGAGGCACACCGUGUACCCCAAACCGGAGGAGUGGCCCAAGAGUGAGUACUCGGAGAUCGACGAGGAAGAUGCUCAGGCUCCCUAUGACCCCAACGGGAAGCCAGAGAGGUUUUACUACAAUGUGGAGUCCUGCGGUUCUCUGCGCCCGGAGACCAUCGUUCUCUCUGCGUUGUCUGGCCUGAAGAAGAAACUGAGCGACCUCCAGACCCAGCUGAGCCAUGAGAUUCAGAGUGAUGUCCUCACUAUAAACUGAGGUGGCCCCUGCAAGAGA